This is a messenger RNA of Aureobasidium vineae, 705 nucleotides long. Lineage: Eukaryota; Fungi; Ascomycota; Dothideomycetes; Dothideales; Saccotheciaceae. The record is from the annotation of a GenBank genome assembly.
AUGGCAGCCGAAACUCCCAAAGUCACUCUAUACUGGCUCGACAAAUCCAGAGCUCAGCGCUUCAUCUGGCUCCUCGAGGAAUGCAAUGUCGACUACAACAUCCAAGUCUUCAAGCGCACUCCCGAAAUGCUCGCCCCUCCCGAGCUGAAGAAAGUGCAUCCAUUGGGCAAGUCUCCUGUCGUCGGUAUUGCCGCGCCUGGUAGAACUGACCCUCUGAUCCUUGCCGAGUCUGGCUUCAUCACCGAGUACUUGACCGAGCACUUUGCUCCUCACCUCGCACCCAAGAGAUACGAGGACGGCAAGGAGGGCCCCGGGCUUGAGACCGAAGAGUAUUUGCUCCUCAAAGGCGACAAAAUCCCCUUCUUCCUCCGCCCCAUUACCGGCACCAUCGUCGGCAGAGUAGACGCCAUGUACUUCAAACCAAACUUCAAAACCCACUUUGACUNNUUUUUGGAAUCGCAACUCGCCACUGCACCCAACGGAGGAGGUUUCCUCUGCGGCAAAGACCUCACUGCCGCUGACAUUUUGAUGUCGUUCCCUCUGCAGGCUGGCCAGAAGAGACUGAAGAUUAUCAAUGCGACUGACUACCCAAAGCUGGAUGCUUAUGUCAACAAGCUCGAUAACAUGGAAGGAUACAAGAGGUCGAUUGAGAGGAUUGAAAAGGAGACUGGUGAGUCUUUUGCUGUUAUGAUGGGUGCUGAGUAA